AUGUCCGCCACGUCACGUCGUCAAUUUACGUUGGACGAAAAUAUAGGUAUAAUCGGUCGUUUAGAAAAUGGUGAGAAAAACAGCGUAUUCGCAAAAGAAUUUGGCACCUCUCCGUCGACGAUUUCAACAAUACGGAAGAAUCGGAAUACGUUGAAAAAUAUGUUUCAAACCACUUCAAUUAAAUCAAAACGACUGUGCACUGCACAGCAUAAGAACCUCGAAGAAGCUGUACUAGUAUAGUUCAAACAACAACAGUGCACAAAUGUGCAUAGUGGUCCUAUUUUACAAGCAAAAACUGACCAACUGGCUGAAAAAAUGAAAGUAGAAAAUUUCAAAUGCUCUGCAUCUUGGAUUCAACGUUUCCGACAGCGGCACAACAUUGUUUUUGGCAAGAUCUCGGGUGAGUCAUAUGCAGUUAAUACUGAAAUGUGUUCUAAUUGGUUGGCUAAGGUUUGGCCAUCCCUUCGAGCAGGUUACUGUGAUGAUGAAAUUUAUAAUGCCGAUGAAGCAGGCCUUUUUUUCAAAUUAACUCCCGAUAAAACUCUUCGCUUCAAGGGGGAAAAAUGCUUGAGGUUAAAAUUAUCCAAAGAUAGAAUAACAGUUUUAAUGGCAGCCAACAUGACCGGAACUGAUAAAAGAAAACUCCUUGUUAUUGGAAAGUCGAAGAGCCCUCAGUGUUUUAAACGAGUUUCAUCACUUCCAAUAUUUUAUGAAAAUAACACCAAAGCUUGGAUGACCUCAGGAAUUUUUGAAAAAACUCUUAAUUAUUGGGAUGAUGAGUUACGCCGUUAG
Molecule: messenger RNA, 792 nt
Organism: Rhopalosiphum maidis (corn leaf aphid)
Lineage: Eukaryota; Metazoa; Arthropoda; Insecta; Hemiptera; Aphididae
Product: tigger transposable element-derived protein 4-like
Cellular component (GO): nucleus
Molecular function (GO): DNA binding
Source: RefSeq, a predicted model, not a curated record